GAUCCAAUCAUUUAUUGAGCAAAAAGGAUACAAGAUAUCGUGCGCUGCGCGUGAAAAACUAGUAAGGGUGGUUUCCGGGUCCCUUUUAGCUGGAUCGGCUCUUUGAUUCACCUAUCACCUGCAAUUCGGCCUCGCCUUUUCCUUAUUACUUUCUCCAGCACUUGCUGCCCUCGUUCUCGAACUCGGAAGGGAGGAGUGGUGGAGGAGAAUCGCCUUCUCCUUCGCGGCGCUCGAUAUCUUUAGAUGCUUCGAGAUUAUCGAAUUACCUGCUUAAUUUUGCCGAGAUUCGAAGCUAGCGCGCUGUUAUAGUUUAUUAUCUGCCAGGAAGACCUUAAUGAUGUUUCUGCUGCGAAAUACACAUCCUGUUGCUCCGGAUCUAUCAUCUAUUUCAGAAAAGAAGCUACCCAAGGACGCACGAACUCCACCCAAACCAGCUGCCACAUUGGAGGGCCUUAUUGCUGAAGAUCCAUUUCCAAUUGAAAAUGGUGAUAAAGAUAGUGACUUAAGUUGUGAUUCUACCGUUAGCACUUCCAAAUACCUAAAUGAAUAUGGAAACCACUCAGAUGUUGCUGAAGAUGAAGGAUGGAUAACAAUCCCAAAAAGUAAAGUUUGUGAUGAUUGGUUUCGUGCAUCAAAUGUACAGCAGUUGCACUCUUUGGACAGGUCUUUUGUUUUCUCUGGUGAACAGCUUCAUUUGUUGGUUUGCUUAUCAACAGCUAAGCAUGAUGAAGAAGCCAUAACUCCCUUUAUAGUUUCUGGCGGCAUGUUAAAAAACAAAAACUCUACACAGUUUACGAAGCAUCAGAAUGAGGUUUCAUGUAGCACUUCUUCUGUCAGUGGUCAAGUGAAUGACAAUGACAUGCUUACUAUAAAUGCAGGUCCAAGUGAAUGCAAAGAUCAAACUUUGUCUCCUUCUGAGAUGGAACCUGAGCAGGAUGUGACUAUGACCAAAUCUUUGCUUCAGAAGGAAGAACAUAAGCUACGGAUAGAAUCAUUGCUAGAGAAAUUUAGAUGUUCAAACUUCUUUGUAAGAAUUGCAGAGUCUGAUGAACCACUGUGGUCUAAAAGAUUUCCAGUAGAAUCAUCUUCAACAAAGUCAGAGAUGGCAGGAGGGAUAUUCCACGCAAAAGAUGGUGCUCCAAGAAAAGAAAGCUGUAAUUUUCUCAGUGCAAUUAUUGAUCAAGGAAGCUUUGACUUCAGUGCUUCUGGUGGGGUGGCUAGAGAUGUUAGAUGCUACUCCUUGUCCAGUGGCGACAUAGUGGUUCUUUUACAAGUGAAUGUUGCAGUUGGCAAUGUAAAGGAUCCUGUGCUUGAGGUUCUUCAGUUUGAGAAGUAUGGAGCUUUUGUUCCCGAUGCUGAGAACUUGAGUGAUUUACAUUCUUCAAAUCAGUAUGAUCCAUGCGGGGAACUUCUCAAUUGGUUACUCCCUUUGAACCGUACUUUAUCUCCUCCUCAAUCAUUAUUACCUCCAUUUGGGCAGGAUCAAACAGCUGCUACUCACAGGUCAACAUCUUCCUAUUCUGGUUCACAAAUUUUCUCUUUCGGCCAGUUCAGAAGUUACUCCAUGUCAUCACUUCCAAAAGAUAGUGCACCGUCUAUCUCAGCUACUCACAAUUCAAGACCUUCCUUUGACAUAGAAGAUUUAGAUUGUUUCACACCGGAGAGGUCAAAGAAUCAUGAUAUGGAAAAUGAGGGGCUUUUUUCAUUUAGAGGUGUUUCUCUUGUGCCAGAACGGUUUUCUGUUCAUUGUGGUUUUGAAGGUAUUUACUUACCUGGCAGGAGAUGGCGUAGAAAGAUUGAAAUUGUUCAACCGUUAGAAAUUCAUAGUUUUGCUGCUUCAUGCACUACAGAGGAUCUUCUAUGUGUUCAGAUCAAGAAUGUUUCACCCGCACAUUUACCAGAUAUAACCAUAUUUUUGGAUGCAAUAACUAUUAUAUAUGAUGAACCAUCAAAAGGAAGUCCACCUUUUUAUCUACCGCUUUCAAGCAUUGAGACUGGAGGUGGUCACAAUUUACCUAAUCUUCCGCUCAGGAGAGGCGAGGAACAUUCAUUAAUUCUGAAGCCAGUGACCAAACUAGGUGGGAAUCUUAAUGGCCAUGGUAAAACAAACUCUACGGUUCCGAAGGUAGGAAAAACUACAUUGGGAUCAGCUUCGAAGGCGAGUUACUUGAAAAAAAUUUCACCUAGCACAGAUCAGUAUGCAGUUUUAGUUUCCUGCCGUUCUAACUAUACUGAAUCAAAAUUAUUCUUCAAGCAGAGAACGAGUUGGCGUCCCCACAUUGCGAAGGAUUUCAUUAUCUCUGUAGUUUCAGAAAUUUCAGAUCAGACUAUUGGAUCAACAAGACUACCACAACUCCCGGUUCAGGUUUUAACCCUCCAUGCCUCAAACUUAACAUCUGAAGACCUCACUCUGACUGUUCUGGCUCCAUUAUCAUCGCCUUCUUCUUCUUCAGUUGUUCCAUUGAGUUCCUCACCAAUAAACCAUACAAAUACCCGUGCUAGUUUUCCUGAAAUCAUCGGAAGAGAAGCCGGGGAUAAAAAUGCUGGCAAUCUGCAAAGAAUGAGUUUUAUGCCUGCUGUUGCUGAAAAAUAUGAUGUUAAUGAUGCUAAUGGUGAAGUAUCAACUUCUCUUGCUCAGCGCAUUGGUGCAACUUCUGAUUGCCUUUCAAGCACAGAUCGGGGGUGUACGCAUCUCUGGUUGCAGAGCGCAGUGCCCCUAGGAGUUGUACCUGCACACUCAAGUACCAGCGUCAAACUUGAGUUACUUCCUUUAACAGAUGGGAUAAUUACUCUGGACACUCUGCAAGUAGCUGUUCGGGAUAAAGGUGUGACUUACGUACCAGAGCAGCCAUUGAAGAUCUAUGCUACUUCCAGCAUCGCAACAGGAAUUGCUUAAGCUACAGUAUAAUUUACGCAUGAUUUCUUUCUAUCAUUUGGCGUUGCUUGCUGAGGAAAUGUAAAGAUAGGUGCUUUGUAGCAUAGGGAUCCUCUGUAGCUACCAAGUUCUUUCAAACUUGAUGACUGCUUGGUCUGUUCAGGCAAUGUCUCUAUACUGAAUCA
Messenger RNA from Dendrobium catenatum, 3060 nucleotides. RefSeq lists its product as uncharacterized. Lineage: Eukaryota; Viridiplantae; Streptophyta; Magnoliopsida; Asparagales; Orchidaceae. The transcript is spliced from 11 exons. The coding region runs from base 335 to 2896 and encodes 853 amino acids. The record is from RefSeq and is a predicted model, not a curated record.